Cydia amplana is the source of this 990-nucleotide messenger RNA. RefSeq lists its product as uncharacterized. The transcript has 4 exons. The record is from RefSeq and is a predicted model, not a curated record. Bases 64 to 990 code for a protein of 308 amino acids. NCBI's taxonomy places the organism in Eukaryota, Metazoa, Arthropoda, Insecta, Lepidoptera, Tortricidae.
AGUUUUGAGGAAAGUUGAUUUGAUUCGUUAUCUAAACUAUUUUAUAAUAAUUUUAUUAACAUAAUGUCUACUCCGACAGAGUUAAGUUUUGACGAAAUAUUAAAGUUCAUGUUAGCACAUAAUGGAAAAGUGACAAAUUAUGAGUUGGUAAAACAUUUUAAAGUGUUUCUUAUGAAUCCCGACAUGAGAGAUGAAGCGAGGAACACUUUCAAGAAACACGUUAAUGCGUUGGCUAUUAUAAAAAAUCAGAACAAUGAGAAAUGGUUGAUUCUAAAAAAGAAGUACAUGACGAAUAACAGUAAAAAAGAAGAGGUGGCUGCUACUGACAGUGUACCAGAGUCUGAAGGCAACACCCAGUCGGUGCUGUACCAGCCCCCGCCUCCAUUACAACUCAAUCAAGACUUUAGUAUUUUAACAAACUUAAUCCAGACAAAUAAUGCUGUUCCAAGUAAUGAAACUCCCUCCCCGCUGCAUCAAAGUGAGUCUAGCAUCAGUUUAACUCUGCCCAGUGACAUUUUACCUGAGGAUGUCCCACCUAAAGUACACCCGAGACGAAAAUCUGCUGAUAAAGCAGCUGAAAAAAGGACAAACAUACCUGUAGCUGCCCUAGAACGGACAUUAUCAACCCCGAAUGAUGACAGUGUGUUGCCAAUAGCCGAGCCCUUGUCAGCUACUGUCAUAUCAAAAAGUGAAAGUAUGCUGGUUGACAAUGAACAGAUGAUCUCGGUAAAGGAGCGGAAGCAGAUGUUCAAUAGGAUGGCUUCAGAGGGAGACAUGCUAAAACAUCAAGUCAGCGGAAACUUGAGUGCGCAGAACAUUGAUGAGGAAGACAGGGUGUCACUGGAUCCGAAAAGCGAGACCGAUCCCCUGGACUCCAAACAGAAACAGUGGAUCCUGAACGCCGCUAGGGGCGAUUACCAUGCCUUGGCAAAGAUGUGUAAGGAGAACUCGAAGCUCGUUAAAACCAAGGUAUCUUUAUUAUUAUGUUAA